Molecule: messenger RNA, 228 nt
Organism: Penicillium samsonianum
Lineage: Eukaryota; Fungi; Ascomycota; Eurotiomycetes; Eurotiales; Aspergillaceae
Exons: 2
Coding region: 1-228 (75 amino acids)
Source: RefSeq, a predicted model, not a curated record
AUGUCUCACAGACCGCCCGGAGACCUAACAGUGCCCGACAUCAACACACAGGAAGUCUGCAUGCAGUUGCAGAUCCGUUACGCCUGUGGUCACUCGACAGGCGGCGAGUUCAUCAAAUGUCCACGGCACAUGAAGAAAGAGGAUGAACGCUGUGUUGGCCGUCAAAUAAAACACAUCGAUGUCAAGAAUUCGCCACACAAGUGUCGCUUAUGUCUGCGAAGUGAAUGA